GCACCUUGGUCCUCGAGACUGCGGCCAAUAUUCUUUUCCACACAUAUCUGGGCAUCGAGGCUGGAACAUGCGCCAUGCUCAACCCGACGACCCACGAGCUCAUCUUCAUCCGUGUCUGUGUCUUCUUUCUCACAUACCUGCCGUGCAUCAUACCUUUUCUGCCCCGUCCCUUCUGGCUCCUCCUGCCCAUCGAGGCACUCUACUACCUGCUCAUCCUCCGGCCCUUUGAGCGUCGUCUGUCGCUUCAAGCCAGCCACCCGCCAUACCUUGCCGACAGGCAGGCUCUCUUCCGGCGAUGCCUAGAGAACAUCCCCGACCCCGAACGCUACUUGAGCCUGUGGGCUUUGGGCGCACAUCCCAACGAUAUCAGGCGCGACAACGUCAAGGACUUUCUGCUCUGGGCCUUCUUUGAUCGCCCAGACACCGUCCCGGCCAUCGAGGACGAGCUCGAGGGCUACGUCGACCGGACCGAAGAGCUCCUCGGCCGCCCCCUCGCGCCGGGCAGGGGCAGUGCUGUGCCCAUGCGGCUAACCCUCGACCAUGUCCCUACAAGGUAUCGCAGUGUUGUCUGGUACAUGGUCGUCGGCCUGGUUGAUGCCGCUACCCACCUCCACCUCGCCUGCCACGGCUUCGACUUCUGGCCCAGCCCCCUGCGCACAAACCUGCUGCACGUCUUCCCGCCCCGCCUGCUAGCCUCGGCCGAGCUCCUCAGGCGCCAUUCACCCUCCCAAGAGCUCUGCUACUGGUACCGCCGCCCUUCCACAUCCACAGGCACCGAGCCCACCCUUCCCGUCGUCUUUCUCCACGGCAUCGGCAUCGGCCUCCACCCCUAUGUCCCCUUUCUGGCCUCGCUGCCACGGACCAGCCCCAUCAUCGCCCUCGAGAUACUCCCAAUCAGCAUGCGCCUGACCAGGUCUAACAUCCUGGCAAGACCGGACUUCCUACGACACCUAAGGGACAUCCUCCGCCACCAUCGCAUCCACCACUUCGUCCUCGUCGGGCACUCCUACGGCACCGUCAUGGCCACACAUGUCCUACACGACUUGGAGCUGAGCCAGCGCGUCCAAGGUGUCGUGUUGGUUGACCCCGUCACCCUUCUGUUACACUUGCCGGACGUGGCCUACAACUUCACAAGGAGGUCUCCCCGGACGGCCAAUCAAGUCCAGCUUUGGUACCUCGCGAGUAUGGACCCAGGGAUUGCUUUGGUUCUGGGGCGGCACUUUUUCUGGAAGGAAAACAUCAUUUUCAAGGAGGACCUGGUCGCAGGCCGCCAAGCAGCCGUCUGCCUCUCGUCGCGCGAUCUCAUCGUCGACACCAUGGCGGUGGUGCGAUACCUCACCAGUGAUGACAAUGAAGCUUCCAAUGUUCUAGAGGCGGCCAAGGAGUCGAGCACCAUGACAAGCUCGGGUAUUGAACUCCUCUGGGUCGAGCUAGACCACGCUCAGGUCUUCGACAUGAGCUAUAACUACAACCGGCUCGUAGAGACGAUUCGCCGAUUCGCCACCAAGUGAGCACUGGAUGCGUACCUCCUAGAACUCAAUCAAGCAUGGUAGAAUGAGUGCUUGCUCCUGGCUGCUCUCCAUGUCUUGUCCAGUUGUAUGUCUCACUGUG
Messenger RNA from Diaporthe batatas, 1611 nucleotides. RefSeq lists its product as uncharacterized. The record is from RefSeq and is a predicted model, not a curated record. The transcript has a single exon. The coding region runs from base 75 to 1511 and encodes 478 amino acids. Lineage: Eukaryota; Fungi; Ascomycota; Sordariomycetes; Diaporthales; Diaporthaceae.